UCCUCACUUCCACUUCCCAUUUCGAGCUAACUGCUAAUCGUACUCCGGGAAACUCCCUACACUUCCCGCCCAAUCGGUGAUCCCAAACCCUAAACCCUGAUUUCCGGCGGACCCAGAGGAGAUUGAACCCAUCAACCAACAACCAUUGCUUUUCGGCGAUGGACUUCAAAACCGGUGAUUUAGUGGAGGUGUGCUCCAAAGAUGAGGGUUUCCAUGGCGCGUUGUACGAGGCCAAGGUCGUCCGCUCAUUGCCAAGGCUCAACCGCUACACCGUGGUCUACGACUCCAUCGUUGAGGAAGCUGACACCUCCAAGCAUCUCAGGGAGACCGUCGAUGCUGCCCAGGUUCGCCCCCGGCCUGUUUGGGCGCGCGAUGGGGCAUUCACCGUGCAUCAGCACGUCGAUGCUUUUUGCAACGAUGGAUGGUGGGAAGGCGUUGUAUCUUGUUUGUUGGGGAGCGUCAGGAGGCCGAAGUAUAGCAUCAGCUUCCCUAUCACCGGCGACGCUAUGGAGUUCCUGCCGUCGGAGCUAAGGCCUCAUUUAGAUUGGGUUAAUGGGGAAUGGGUCAAUCCCCACUCUCAGGAUAUGCCAGAAAAGAUCUUUGAAAAGGGAACAUCUGUGGAGGUUAGCAGUGAUAUUGAAGGUUUUCAUGGAGCCUGGUUCCCAGCCACAGUUGUCAAAUCAGUUAGCAAUAAGUUCCUUGUGGAGUACAGAGAUUUAACAACCGAUGAUGAGACUGUGCCAUUAAAAGAAACUGUUGAUUCUCUGCACAUCAGGCCUGCACCUCCUACCAUUCCAGCACCAGGAAAAUUCAGGCAUCUUGAAGAAGUUGACGCUUAUUACAACGAUGGAUGGUGGAUUGGAGUUAUCUCUAAUGUUAUUGAUGAUUCAAGGUACACUGUUUACUUCAGGACUUGGGGCCAAGAGAUGGAAUUCAGGUGUGAAGACCUGCGGCCUCAUCAUGAUUGGAUCUGUGGAAGAUGGUUUCAGGCUUCCCAGGGGUUGGAGUUGUAAUAUUGGAGAUGCCAUCUCUUGAUGAUCUCAGAGAAUUCUGCUUCUUUUUAGAUUUUUGACAGCAAAUGCAUGUUUUAAUCUGCUAGCUGAGUUGUGGCCGUUGGAAGUCUUAUCAAUGCAAAAUCGACACAAUAUUGACCAUUUAAAAUGAAAUUAUACUAAAUUAGUCUCGAAUUUGACCUAAAUGGUUGUUUUGCGAAUGUUAAAUGG
Molecule: messenger RNA, 1223 nt
Organism: Phalaenopsis equestris
Lineage: Eukaryota; Viridiplantae; Streptophyta; Magnoliopsida; Asparagales; Orchidaceae
Product: DUF724 domain-containing protein 3-like
Exons: 3
Coding region: 159-1013 (284 amino acids)
Source: RefSeq, a predicted model, not a curated record